This is a messenger RNA of Melopsittacus undulatus (budgerigar), 3915 nucleotides long. RefSeq names its product phospholipid-transporting ATPase IC-like. NCBI's taxonomy places the organism in Eukaryota, Metazoa, Chordata, Aves, Psittaciformes, Psittaculidae. Gene Ontology annotation, molecular function: ATP binding; ATP hydrolysis activity; ATPase-coupled intramembrane lipid carrier activity. The transcript is spliced from 28 exons. Gene Ontology annotation, biological process: Golgi organization; phospholipid translocation. Gene Ontology annotation, cellular component: trans-Golgi network; plasma membrane. The record is from RefSeq and is a predicted model, not a curated record. The coding region runs from base 119 to 3796 and encodes 1225 amino acids.
CCCCUCCCCCUCCCGCUCUCACCCCAACCGGUCUGUCCGGUCUGAGCAGGGGGAGGGGCCUCAAUGGCGGCUGCCGUGGGGCAGCUCCGGUAGCACCGGAGGCUCCAGGGUGCUCAGCAUGAUCCCGGAGCCCUGUUCCCACCCCAAUGAUGAGCUGAUGCCCUAUAGCGACGAUGACACCGAGGAGGAGCCGGACACUGGGGUUACACCGGAUCCAACCCGGAGCAAUGGGGAGAGUAGGGACACGGUGAGGAGAGACUACAGCUGGCAAGUGAAGGCCAAUGACCAGUACUUCCACCAGCAGCCCCAGUUUAAGAGCCCCAUGUUACUGGGAUUCAAGAGGAGCAAGUACAAGGGCAACGCCAUCAGGACCUACAAGUACAACCCCAUUACCUUCCUGCCCCUCAACCUCUUGGAGCAGUUCAAGAGAGCAGCCAACUUCUACUUCCUUGUCCUCCUCAUACUACAGUCCAUCCCCCAGAUCAGCACCCUCUCAUGGUACACGACACUGGUGCCCCUACUACUGGUGCUGGGUGUAACUGCAGUCAAAGACCUGGUGGAUGACAUUGCUCGCCAUAGGAUGGACAAUGAGGUGAACAACAGGAGAUGUGAAGUGAUCAGGGAGGGAAGGUUUAAGAGCACUAAAUGGAAGGAUAUCAGAGUGGGAGACAUCCUCCGCCUGCGGAAGAACACGUUUGUGCCUGCUGACGUCCUGCUGUUGUCCAGCUCUGAACCCAACAGCCUGUGCUAUGUAGAGACAGCUGAGCUGGAUGGGGAAACCAACCUGAAGUUCAAGAUGGCCCUAGAGGUUACACACAGGUACCUACAAGAAGAAGGAGCAAUGGCAAACUUCGAUGGCCUGGUUGAAUGCGAGGAACCCAACAACAGGCUGGAUAAGUUUGCAGGCACUUUGCUCUGGAGGAACAGUCGUUACUCACUGGAUGCUCAGAAGAUCCUACUGCGCGGAUGUAGGAUCAGGAACACGGAGUUCUGCCAUGGCCUGGUCAUCUUUGCAGGUGCUGACACGAAGAUCAUGAGGAACAGUGGCAAGAGCCGGUUUAAGAGGACCAAGAUUGACUCCCUGAUGAACUACAUGGUCUACACUAUCUUCCUCCUCCUCAUCCUCCUCUCCGCUGGCCUGGCCAUUGGCCACACGUACUGGGAGCAGCAGGUUGGUAACUGGUCCUGGUACCUCUAUGAUGGUCAAGGCUUCAGUCCUGCCUAUCGUGGCUUCCUCAGCUUCUGGGGCUACAUCAUCAUCCUCAACACCAUGGUGCCCAUCUCCCUCUAUGUGAGUGUGGAAGUCAUCCGCUUUGUCCAGAGCUACUUCAUCAACUGGGACCUGCAGAUGUACUACCCCGAGAAGGACACAGCCGCCAAGGCCAGGACUACAACCCUCAAUGAGCAGCUAGGCCAGAUCCACUACAUCUUCUGCGACAAGACAGGCACCUUGACCCAGAACAUCAUGACCUUCAAGAAGUGCUGCAUCAAUGGCCAUAGAUAUGGAGACAGUCGGGAUGGAGCAGGGCAGCUCCAGAGCCACCCACAGGAAGUGGACUUCAGCUGGAACCUGUAUGCAGAUGGGAAGUUCUCCUUCUAUGAUCACUACCUGAUAGAGCAAAUACGGGGUGGAAAGGACCCCGAGAUCCACAAGUUCUUCCUCCUGCUCGCUACCUGUCACACUGUCAUGGUGGACACCUCCGAUGGCCAGCUCCAGUACCAAGCAGCAUCUCCGGAUGAAGGAGCCCUGGUUACAGCAGCGAGGAACUUUGGCUACGUGUUCCUGUCCCGUACUCAGCACAGCAUCACCCUGAGUGAGAUGGGCACAGAGAGGACCUAUGAUGUCCUCGCUCUGUUGGACUUCAACAGCGAGAGGAAGAGGAUGUCUGUCAUUGUGAGAGAAUCAGGUGGAAACAUCCGCCUGUACUGCAAAGGGGCUGACACUGUCAUCUAUGAACGCCUGCACCCCAGCAACCCCAAGAGGGAGGCCACACAGGAGGCACUGGAUGUCUUUGCCAGUGAGACCCUGAGGACCUUGUGCCUGUGCUACAGAGACAUUGACCCCCAGGAGUUUGAGGCCUGGAAUGGGAGGUUCCUAGAGGCCAGUGUGGCCUCCACGAGGCGCGAUGAGGCUCUAGACCAGGUCUAUGAGGAGAUAGAACAGAACCUGAUUCUGCUUGGAGCAACAGCCAUUGAGGACAAGCUCCAGGAUGGAGUUGCAGAGACCAUAGCCAGGCUUUCCAAAGCAGACAUCAAGAUCUGGGUGCUGACAGGGGACAAGAAAGAGACCGCGGAGAACAUUGGGUUUUCCUGUGAGCUCCUAACACAUGAGACCAUCAUCUGCUAUGGGGAAGACACCAGUGCUCUCCUCCAGACACGACUGGCAAACCAGCAGAACCCAACUGGAACCAGUUCCCAUCCCUCACUGGGAAUGAAGGAUCCCUCCAUCCAAGGCACUCGGGAUCGAGCUUUGAUCAUCACUGGCUCCUGGUUGAACGAGAUCCUCCUGGAGAAGAAGAAGAGGAAGAAGAGGAAGAGGCUGAAGCUCAAAGUGCCCCGAGUAGAGGAGGAGAAGAGCCAAAGGGCUGAGCCCAGCAAGGAGCAGCAGCAGCAGAGCUUUGUUGAGCUGGCCUGUGAGUGCAGGGCUGUCAUCUGCUGCCGGGUCACCCCCAAGCAGAAGGCCAUGGUGGUGGAGCUGGUCAAGAAGUACAAGAGAGCCGUGACCUUGGCUAUUGGGGAUGGAGCCAACGACGUCAACAUGAUCAAGACUGCUCACAUCGGGGUCGGGAUCAGCGGCCAGGAAGGGAUGCAGGCGGUCAUGGCCAGCGACUACUCCUUGGCCCAGUUCCGCUACCUGCAGAGGCUACUACUGGUCCACGGGCGCUGGUCCUACCUGCGCAUGUGUAAGUUCCUCAGCUACUUCUUCUACAAGAACUUUGCCUUCACCUUGGUGCACGUCUGGUUCUCCUUCUUCAAUGGCUUCUCGGCCCAGACAGCCUAUGAGGACUGGUUCAUCACGCUCUACAACGUGUUGUACUCCAGCCUCCCCGUGCUCCUUGUGGGAUUGCUCGAGCAGGAUGUGAGUGAUAAGCUCAGCCUGCGCUACCCCAGGCUCUAUGUAGUAGGCCAGAGGGACUUACUCUUCAACUACAAGACCUUCUUCCUGAGCUUACUCCACGGGGCCCUCACCUCCUUGGUCAUCUUCUUCAUCCCCUAUGGGGCCUACCUGAAAUCUAUGGGGCAGGAUGGGGAAGCCCCAUCGGAUUACCAGUCCUUUGCCAUCACCGCAGCCUCUGCCCUUAUCUUUGUGGUCAACUUCCAGAUGGGAUUGGACACAUCCUAUUGGACCUUUGUCAACGCGUUCUCUGUCUUUGGGAGCAUUGCCCUAUACUUUGGCAUCACCUUCGACUUCCAUAGUGCUGGAAUCCAUGUCCUCUUCCCAUCUGGCUUCCAGUUCACGGGGACGGCCCCGAAUGCCCUAAGACAGCCGUACCUAUGGCUCACUAUGGUCUUGGCCAUCACCAUCUGCUUGGUGCCCAUAGUGGCCCAGCGCUUCCUAGCCAUGACACUAUGGCCAUCGGAGAGCAAUAGGGUCCUGCAGCACCAUGGGGUUGAUGCCCAUCAAUGGAGGCCGCAUCCCACAGCAUUCCAUAGGGGAAUUCCAUCCCGACGUUCCGCAUAUGCCUUCUCCCAUCAACGUGGAUAUGGAGACCUCAUAUCCUCCGGCCGCAGCCUCCGUCGGAAACGGGCCCCAUUGGAUCCCGGAAUUCCCACUUUGGGAAUGCUGGAUCCAUAGAUCCCAAUGGGAUCGAGGCCUGGGAAUGGGGAUUCCCUGGAAUUCCGGCCUUUGGUCCCCGUUAUUUCAUAUGGGAAGCAAAGUUCACCCAAUAAAGCUCCUAAAGGUCCCUCAAUGGA